CGGGCCUGUUGAUGGCAAACAUCAUUCAGCUUGAUAAUUAAACCUUCCCGAUUCAAGUCUCUGACCAAUUAUAUAUUCUAUUCAGCUACUAGAUGGAUUGACUUGAUCAUAUGAAUAUAAAAUUCAAUUAUCACCAAUCGUCAUUCCUUCUGCAGUAAAACAAAAAAUUAUACCAAUUCAUGCUUGAACCGGUCUUCUUCACAUGAAAUAAAAUCAAAGAUUACACCGUAAAACUUUGGCAACCAGAUAUUAUGAUCAGCCUACUUCUCUGCUCAUCGACCACAAGCCGUACGGAUGAAGAAACCAUCAACUCCCCAACUUGUCUACUCAAGCCCAACGCAACUGAAAUCGGAUUUCCAAUCGACCAGCAAAUUUCGUUGUAAGACUCCGUCUGCCCUUGGUUAUAUCAUAGCUGCGGCCAAGAAGGUGACUCGGGUUUUUAGAGUCUUUCUCCCGGGGAAAAGAAAGGCCACUUCAAAUGGAGCUGCACCUGAUGAUGCCAGCAAGAGAAACAUUCAAGUUAAACAUUUAUCAUACCAGUCAACAGGAAGUUACACAACGAAUUCAUAUGCGUCUUCUGGUUCCAUUAGUGGACAGUUUGCCGCAGUCAACUUCUCAUUUGAAGAGAUUUACAAGGCAACUGAAAAGUUCUCUGCAGCAAAUAUAAUUGGAGAAGGCGGGUUUGGAACGGUGUACAAAGGAAAGCUUAAGGAUGGAUCUAUUGUUGCUGCAAAGCGAGCUAAAAAGAACAAGUAUGACAAACACACGUUGCAGGAGUUCAAGAAUGAAAUAUUGACCUUAUCAAAGAUCGAGCAUUUGAAUUUAGUGAAGUUAUUUGGAUAUCUAGAGAAAGGAGACGAGAAGAUUAUUGUGGUUGAAUAUGUGGGUAAUGGAAAUCUUCGGGAGCAUUUAGAUGGGAAAAGGGGAAGUGGACUUGAAACAGCUGAACGCCUGGACAUUGCAAUUGAUGUAGCUCAUGCUCUUACCUAUCUUCACACAUACUCAGAUCCUCCAAUAAUUCACAGAGAUAUAAAAGGAUCAAACAUCCUCAUCACUGAGAAACUUCGGGGCAAAGUGGCAGACUUUGGGUUUGCAAGAAUGGCUGAAGAAGAUCCUACUGCAACUCACAUCUCUACUCAAAUUAAAGGAACAGCAGGCUACCUGGACCCUGAAUACCUCAGGACGUAUCAACUUACUGAAAAGAGCGAUGUCUACUCCUUUGGCGUAUUGCUUGUAGAGAUUAUCACUGGUAGAUACCCAAUUGAACCAAACAAACCAUCCAAGGAGAGAGUAACCAUAAGAUGGGCAAUCCAGAACUCAAAACGAGGAGAAGCCAUACUCGUCAUGGAUCCAAGACUAAAAAGAACUCCGGCAUCAACCAUGGCAGUGGAGAAGAUCCUUAAACUAGCUCAUGAAUGCCUGUUACCAUUGAGACAAUCAAGGCCUACCAUGAAGAAAUGUGCAGAGGUGUUAUGGGGAAUUCGAAGAGAAUUCAGAGAAAUAUCCUUAUCUUCUUCUUCUUCCACCGCCCCCACUUCUCACCAUUCUUCUGAUUAUCCCGAUAGAGAUGUCAAGAAGAAUACGCAAACAUUAUUUGGAAUUGAGGAUGAUGAUACCUAUAAAUUUAUUUCUGCAUAAAACAAGUGCUUUCUGACUAUUUGUUUUCAAUUUUUUUUUAAUUUUUCACAUAAAAUAAAUGUAAAUUUCUUCUUC
Messenger RNA from Mangifera indica (mango), 1713 nucleotides. Its product is annotated as calmodulin-binding receptor-like cytoplasmic kinase 1. Lineage: Eukaryota; Viridiplantae; Streptophyta; Magnoliopsida; Sapindales; Anacardiaceae. The record is from RefSeq and is a predicted model, not a curated record. Bases 295 to 1638 code for a protein of 447 amino acids. Gene Ontology annotation, biological process: protein phosphorylation. Gene Ontology annotation, molecular function: ATP binding; protein kinase activity. The transcript is spliced from 6 exons.